Molecule: messenger RNA, 1050 nt
Organism: Brassica napus (rape)
Lineage: Eukaryota; Viridiplantae; Streptophyta; Magnoliopsida; Brassicales; Brassicaceae
Product: dirigent protein 20-like
Exons: 1
Coding region: 313-879 (188 amino acids)
Source: RefSeq, a predicted model, not a curated record
CUAAGAAUGCGCAGUAAAUAUACGUUAUAGAUAGAAAAGAGGUAAGAAACGGAAACUUUUUGAAAUAAACAAAGGGUGAGGGAAUAAAAGCAACGAUUAUGGUAGAUAUAAAACAAUCACGCGCAGCGCACAUUAAUAAACACAUCAACCUCCUGCACUUAUUUAAAUCAAAUAAAUAACGAUUAUACAAUUAUUUAUUUUCCUCGAGAAACAUGUUUAGAACUCGACAUAUAUAUAAAUAACAUCACACGGCUCAUUAGUUUCAUGCAUCAGUUAUAACACAAUCCAUACUAUAACAAAAACGAAAACUUUAUGGCCAAGCUCAUUUUCUUCCUCGCAGUCCAAAUCCUCCUCCUCUCCGUCGUUUCUUCGACCAGAGAUGAUGGAGAAAACUUUGCAAGAACCAUAGAUCGGAAACUUCUAGGUCUUCGUAGGAAAGAGAAGCUAGCCCAUUUCAAGGUCUAUUGGCACGACAUGAUAAGCGGUCCAAAUCCAACGUCCAUCAUUAUCCAGCCACCAGUUAAGAAGUACUCUACUACCUACUUUGGAGGAAUCUUUAUGAUCGAUAACGCUUUGACGGCGAAAGUUUCGAGGAACUCCACGUUAAUUGGCAAGGCACAAGGUUUUUACGCUGGAGCGGCCCAAAAAGAGUUGGGUUUAAUAAUGGCGAUGAAUUUUGUUUUUAAGACAGGGAAGUACAACGGGAGCACGAUCACAAUCCUUGGUCGGAACUCGGCGAUGUCGGAGGUUAGAGAAAUGCCGAUCGUGGGAGGAAGUGGGCUUUUCCGCUUUGCUAGAGGCUAUGUUGAGGCGCGAACAAAGUGGACUCGUAACCUCGAUGCCACAGUUGAGUAUAGUUGUUAUGUUCUGCAUUAUUGAUGUGUUCAUGAUGUUUUAUAUUUUGAUUUGACGGCGUAAUAAUAAAACAAGAUUUUAAUAUAUUAUGUUUUUGUUUAAUUUGCAUUUGGCUUAUGGUGUGUGUGUGGCGGAUUUGUUGUAGUGAUUAUGUCGUUUGUUAAAUUAAUAAUAUUGAUAGUUGUUUUCUUUCGA